Messenger RNA from Caretta caretta (loggerhead turtle), 3309 nucleotides. It is a transcript of the gene BARHL1, whose product is annotated as BarH like homeobox 1. Gene Ontology annotation, biological process: regulation of DNA-templated transcription. Gene Ontology annotation, molecular function: DNA-binding transcription factor activity, RNA polymerase II-specific; DNA binding. The record is from RefSeq and is a predicted model, not a curated record. Lineage: Eukaryota; Metazoa; Chordata; Testudines; Cheloniidae.
CGCCCGCCCCGUCCGCCGCCAGGAGGGCGGCCCGCCCGCCCCGACGCCAUGGGUGCCGCCGCUCCCAGCCGCCCGCCCAGGCGCUCUCGGAGGUGCUGAAAGCUCCAUCCCGCCUCGUGUCGUGGGACCAGCCUGGCUAUUGAGCGCCAAAGCAGGAUCCGGCCGAGCUGGCUGGGAUGCUGAAGCAGGAGAGCUGAGCCUUGGAUCUAAUGCACCGCGCCCCACGGGAAUUGUUGGUCAACGGGCUCCCUGGACCCCACGCUGAACUCUGCCUUGCCCCAGCCCCACCCUCCCCCGCCAGGUCCGGACUGCCGGCCAAUGUCCGCCUGAAAGGUGCCGGGUGCGAGCGAUCGGCUGGGGCUGGGGGGCGAGCCUGGCCAUGGAAGGCUCCAACGGAUUUGGGAUCGACUCCAUCCUGUCCCACAGAGCGGGGAGCCCGGCCGCGCCCCAAGGAGACCCGCUGAUGGGGGAGUGCAGGUCCCCCCUGGAACUAAGCCCCGGCUCCGAAGUCAGCAGCGGGUGCCCGUCUCCCCACUCGCCAGGGAAGGAAUGCCUGGAGGCGGCGGCUCCCAGGCAAGGGGUGGCCGUGGGCUUGGAAUCUCACCUCCAGCCGGGGCAGGGCUCGGCGCCUUCCCAGUCCAGAACAGUGACCUCGUCUUUCCUAAUCAGGGACAUCCUCGCCGAUUGCAAGCCCCUGGCAGCCUGCGCGCCUUACUCUAGCACCAAUGGACAGAGCGGCCCGGAGCCGGCGGGGCGAAUCCCGGCCAAACCCGGGGAGGACUUUAGAGAGAAAAUGGACAAAAGUAGCAGCAACGCCUCGUCGGACUCGGAGUACAAAGUGAAAGAAGAAGGGGACCGAGAAAUCUCCAGCUCCAGGGACAGCCCCCCGGUGAGGCUGAAAAAGCCGCGCAAAGCCCGCACCGCCUUCACCGAUCACCAGCUCGCCCAGCUGGAGCGGAGCUUUGAGAGGCAGAAAUACCUGAGUGUGCAGGACAGGAUGGAGCUGGCGGCCUCCCUCAACCUCACUGACACCCAAGUGAAAACGUGGUACCAGAACAGAAGGACCAAGUGGAAGAGGCAGACAGCAGUGGGCCUGGAGCUACUGGCAGAAGCUGGGAAUUAUUCAGCCCUCCAGCGAAUGUUCCCAUCUCCCUAUUUCUACCCGCAGAGCUUGGUCUCCAACCUGGACCCCGGAGCGGCCCUCUAUCUGUACCGGGGUCCCAGCGCCCCUCCCCCGGCUUUGCAGAGACCUUUGGUACCCCGGAUCCUCAUUCACGGACUGCAGGGGGGUAGCGAGCCGCCCCCACCUUUGCCCCCCCUGGCAGGCGUCCUCCCGCGAGCGGCUCAACCGCGGUGAAGCGCCGAGUUCGCAGCAAAGCCCGCUGCCAAGGAAGCCAAGAGGCCCCCUCUGCUCCCUUGCGUAGACCGCCCUGACCAUCAGAAACUGUACCCCGAGCCUGGGGGGGGAGAGAGGCGGGCCGGAUCCUUGGCACUUCAACCCCCGCCUAGCCACCUCACAAAACCAUCGUUCACCCUAACGGAGCAAGAGGAACCUGGAAAGGAAAAAAACACAUCAAAGGAAAAUCUCGCGCGCUCUUUCGAUGCGGUUGGUGAUCCGCGCUGCCUAACCUAGAAGGGGGUGAGCGAUCGCCUUCCUAGCAAUGGAGAAAGGGAACCUAACAAACAACAACUCAAACUUCCUGGAAAGCAUCUGUUCAACUCUGGGGUGGGCGGGAGACACGGAGGAGCUAGGAGGAAACACACAAAUAGACAAAUCUUUUGUGAUCGCCCAGACACAGACGAUUCCGAAAGACCUUUCAAUACUGAAAAAUAUCCUCCUUAAAAACAUUGAGGGGAUAUAAUUCCCCCCUCCCGCGCACACGCACAACACAGAUUUUUCCGGCUUCACCCCCCCCCCGCCCUUCUCUUUUUGCCCAUUGAGGCCUUUCUGCCCCUUCCCCCGCUUUCUAGCACUAAACUUUGCCACACACACAAAGGAGACUUGUUUCAGAGUAGCAGCCCUGUUAGGCUGUAUCCCCAAAAAGAACAGGAGUACUAGUGGCACCUUAGAGACUAACCAAUUUAUUUGAGCAUAAGCUUUCCUGAGCUACAGCUCACUUCGUGGGAUGCAUGCAGUGGAAAAUACAGUGGGGAGAUUUAUAUACACAGAGAACAUGAAACAAUGGGUGUUCAUAAAUUGGUUAGUCUCUCAAGUGCCACAAGUUCUCCUUUUCUUUUUAAAGGAGACUUGGGGACAGAUAAUACCCAAAGAUCAAAUAAGGAAUCUCCACAAGUUGCAGAAUUCAGAAGCGUUCCCCCUUCAGACGGAGUUAGUUUGAAGAGAGGAACCGAAUUAAUCUGCUAAAUAAGCCUUUUUUUUUUCUUUUUUUUUUUAAAGAGCCGUAUUACGUUUUAAAGGAUCAAUAACAAGACGAGGUUUAGGAUUCUGGGUGUAGGAGACAGACCGUUAAACACAUCUCAGGUUUUGUUUCCAUUCAAAGAAUUCACUGCGUUCCAAUUAUGUUCCGGCUUGAAGCUCUAUUUCACCAGCAGGACCAGCUCUUGGCUAACUUCAGGCUGGAGUUUCCAGUUCCUUGCAGUUCCAAACACACUUCCUCGAAAGAAAAGAAAGAAAGACAGACUUCCCUCAUGCUAAACACGCGCCCGACUUCAGUGGUUUUUGCCUGAGCAAGGGCUGGAGGAUGAGGCAAAGGUAAUUGCCAAUAAACUAGCUCACCUGAGCAUGGCUUCUCAUUUUUGUUGGUUUGUUUGUUUGUUUUGUUCCCAAGUAUUAGCCAUUCUCCUUUCUGCCAUCCCCAGGCCGCGCUUUGCGAUAGGGCAUCCGUUCCUGGCCUUUGUAAGUAACAAUUCUACUUGUGCAGAAAUGGGGGUAGGUAGGCGGAUGGCCCGCGUGUGCUGACAUGAAACAUACAACAUCUGGACCCUCGUUAGAUCCAUAAUGAACAGCUCGGAGCUCGCCCCAUGGCACCGACCCAUUGGGUCGCAGUAUUACCUAGAGUAAGAGGAGCCCUUUCAUGCUAACCCGAGAGUAUGUAACUAAGAAAAAAAUUGUAAAUACUUGUGUGCAAAAUGUAUAUGAAUUAUUUAUUUGUGAACCCCGAGGACGUAUUUGUGUAAGUGAUUCUUGUAAGUCUGUAUUCCCGGGUUCUCCUGUCUGGACUUUGCAAGGAAAAGAAGCGAAGGAGAAUUCGGCUUUAAAGAGAUCAGAAAAGAAAAACAAAACAAAACUCUGGCUCGCUCUCUCUCUUUUUUUUUAAAUGUGGAAAUAAACUUCUUUACAAACAAGCA